This is a messenger RNA of Notechis scutatus (mainland tiger snake), 1178 nucleotides long. NCBI's taxonomy places the organism in Eukaryota, Metazoa, Chordata, Lepidosauria, Squamata, Elapidae. The record is from RefSeq and is a predicted model, not a curated record.
GGUCGGAGGCCUUACAUCAUGACAGAGAAAGGGGGACUUUAUGCAUGCAAGGAUUCAUCCUCUUGGGAAGCUGUUUUGAACAUUUACCAGGAUGUGAUUGAGGCUUUGGGAAGCAAGAAGAAGAAACUAAUUGCCUUGGAUCAGUGGUAUCAAGAAGAGUUGCCCAAAAUUCUUACUGGGCGUGAGGAAAAAUACUUGACGAAAGAGGAAUUGUUGAAACUCAUGGAAUGGAAGCUUACCAGAGGAAAAUUUCGGCCUCGUUUGCAGCAGCUGUUGGCUGCUAAUCCGAGCAAGAUGGUGGAGGAACAUACCAGAAAAGCUUUCCAUCGACUCCCAGAUGUAGAAGCGGCCGUGAAGGAGUUGAAUGAACUGAAGGGCAUCGGGCCAGCCACAGCUUCAGCCAUUCUCGCUGCUGGAGCCCCGGAAUUUGCUGCAUUCAUGGCCGAUGAAGUGAUGGAGAUCCUCCCAGGCCUGGGACCUCUCCAAUACACCCCGAAACAUUAUCUGCUUUAUAUGGAUAAGAUUCAGAGCUGUGUGAAGAAACUGAACAAAGGUAGCACCACGGAAACCUGGACGGCUCACCUGGUGGAAAAAUGCCUCUGGACCUGGGCUUUGGCUCAAAAGCUGCGUUUGUCCUCUUUACCGAUUGUGAGCCGAGAGGAAGCCCAGGGAGAUGUUGUUGAGCAAAGAGACCAAGCCAGGAAGAAACAGAGAACCAAAUGAACGCUUCCCAGCUCCUGGGAUUGUGGGGUGAACACCUGCUCCUCGGCACGUAAACGGCAGAGCUGAGCAAACACACCCAAGGGAUGUUUGCUUACUUUGGGACCAACCACACCAGUCCACAGCAACCCGAGCACCACAGUUUUCUCACAAACAGAAUGGCAGCUUGUGCGACACAAAUAGGGCUAGAAACCCUGUUUGGUCUUCUUUGAAAGGAUCGACAGGGAUCUGUCCAAAUGUUCCUGUUUUAAUGAUAUUGAAGUGGAUUGUUCUGUUACAAGAAAUCUUCCCUUAUCUGCCCCCCACCUUGUGGUCGUUGUUAGUUGCAAAGUCAUGCCUGAGCCAUCACAGCCCCAACGUUCCUCCAGGCCUUCCUGUCCUCUAGAGUCUAUUUAAGCUCAGGCCGGCUGCUUCUGUGACUCCAUCCAGCCCCCUCCUUCUCUGCCGUCCCCUUCUUC